Molecule: messenger RNA, 1461 nt
Organism: Fukomys damarensis (Damara mole-rat)
Lineage: Eukaryota; Metazoa; Chordata; Mammalia; Rodentia; Bathyergidae
Gene: Tbc1d20
Product: TBC1 domain family member 20
Exons: 9
Coding region: 90-1322 (410 amino acids)
Biological process (GO): positive regulation of GTPase activity; endoplasmic reticulum to Golgi vesicle-mediated transport
Cellular component (GO): endoplasmic reticulum membrane
Molecular function (GO): GTPase activator activity
Source: RefSeq, a predicted model, not a curated record
CGUGAGCAGGGCGACGGCCUUACCUCCAGCCGCUGGGACGGUGGCGCCAAGAAGGCAGGUCUUACGUGCAAUAGAAAGUAUCUGUGGGGAUGGCACAUACAGGAGUGUCUUCUUCCUCUGCCACUGACAUCUGGCUUCUGGAAUGUGAGAUAAGGAAGGCAGUGCAGCCAGAAUCCACAGACUUCAACACCAAAAGGAAAAAGAAAGUGGCAGAGAUCCACCAGGCCCUGAACAGUGAUCCUAUUGAUGUGGCUGCCCUCAGACGCAUGGCUAUUAGUGAAGGAGGACUCCUAACUGAUGAGAUCAGACAGAAAGUGUGGCCCAAGCUCCUCAAUGUCAACACCAGUGACCCCCCACCUGCACCAGGAAAGGACCUACGGCAGGUGAGCAAGGACUACCAACAAGUGCUGCUGGACGUCAGGCGGUCCCUACGGCGCUUCCCCCCUGGCAUGCCAGAUGAACAGAGGGAAGGGCUCCAGGAAGAGCUCAUCGAUAUCAUCCUCUUCAUUUUGGAGCGGAACCCUCAGCUGCACUACUACCAGGGCUACCAUGACAUCGUAGUUACAUUUCUGCUGGUGGUAGGCGAGAAGCUGGCAACAUCCCUGGUAGAAAAAUUAUCUACCCACCACCUCAGGGAUUUCAUGGAUUCCACAAUGGACAACACCAAGCACAUAUUAAACUACCUGAUGCCCAUCAUUGACCAGGUGAAUCCAGAACUCCAUGACUUCAUGCAAAGUGCUGAAGUGGGGACCAUCUUUGCCCUCAGCUGGCUCAUCACCUGGUUUGGGCACGUCCUGUCUGACUUCAGGCAUGUGGUGCGGUUAUAUGACUUCUUCCUGGCCUGUCAUCCGCUGAUGCCCAUUUACUUUGCAGCCGUGAUCGUGUUGUACCGUGAGCAGGAAGUCCUGGACUGUGACUGUGACAUGGCCUCAGUCCACCACCUGUUGUCCCAGAUCCCUCAGGACUUGCCCUAUGAGACACUGAUCAGCAGGGCAGGGGAUCUCUUCGUUCAGUUUCCCCCUUCUGAGCUCACACGAGAGGCAGCUGCCCAGCAACAGGCUGAGAGAACGGCAGCCUCUACCUUCAAAGACUUUGAGCUGGCAUCAGCCCAGCAGAGGCCAGACAUGGUGCUUCGGCAGCGGUUUCGGGGACUUCUGCGGCCAGAGGCUCAAACAAAGGAUGUCCUGACCAAACCGAGGACCAACCGCUUUGUGAAACUGGCAGUGAUGGGGCUCACAGUGGCACUCGGAGCAGCUGCAUUGGCAGUGGUGAAGAGUGCCCUGGAGUGGGCCCCGAAGUUCCAGCUGCAGCUGUUCCCCUAAAUUCAGCCACAGGGGCCCCUUCUGCUCAGUCAGGGCUUGCCCUUCCGUGGAAGGACUGAGAGGGAGGAAUUUCCUUGAUUAAAAGGGUUUCGUUUAAGGGUAUUCUCUUUCUGCCACCCUUUCGUGCCUGUCUGUUGGC